Molecule: messenger RNA, 6918 nt
Organism: Ziziphus jujuba (common jujube)
Lineage: Eukaryota; Viridiplantae; Streptophyta; Magnoliopsida; Rosales; Rhamnaceae
Product: DNA polymerase epsilon catalytic subunit A
Exons: 49
Coding region: 144-6752 (2202 amino acids)
Biological process (GO): nucleotide-excision repair, DNA gap filling; leading strand elongation; DNA replication
Cellular component (GO): epsilon DNA polymerase complex; nucleus
Molecular function (GO): DNA binding; DNA-directed DNA polymerase activity; single-stranded DNA 3'-5' DNA exonuclease activity
Source: RefSeq, a predicted model, not a curated record
CAAGCCCUUGGUCACUCACAGCUACUCCACUUUCAGAUCAUAAAAGGGCUUCAGAAAAACCGCCUCUUUGGUUUUUUAUUUUUUCUAAUGUUCUAAAAAUUUUCCAUUUUCGAAUCGCAAAUCGUUUUUCACCGACCGAAGCAAUGAACGGCGAAAGCCGAAAGCGGGACCGCAGAGACUUUCGAGGCUCCAAGAAGCAGAAGAACCUAAUUCGCACAGCUGAGGAGGAGCUCGAGGUCAAGCUAGGGUUUGAUCUCUUCUCCGAAGGGGAUAAGAGGCUCGGAUGGUUGCUUACUUUUGCUUCCUCAUCUUUGGAAGACCAAGACUCCCACAAAGUCUAUAGCUGCGUUGAUUUGUAUUUUGUUUCACAGGAUGGUUCCACUUUCAAAUCGAAAUACAAAUUCCGGCCAUAUUUCUAUGCAUCCACGAAGGACCAAAUGGAAAUGGAUGUUGAAGCAUAUUUGAGACGACGUUAUGAAAGUCAAAUAGCUAACGUUGAAAUAGUGGAGAAAGAAGACCUUGAUCUUAAAAACCAUUUAUCUGGUUUGCGCAAGUCCUAUUUAAAACUAUCAUUUGAUACUGUCCAACAAUUAAUGGAUGUCAAGAGUGACCUAUUGCAUGUUGUUGAAAGAAACCAGGCAAAAUCUGAUGCUGCAGAAGCCUAUGAGUCAAUACUAUUGGGUAAAAGAGAACAAAAACCUCAAGAUUUUCUAGAUUGUAUAGUUGAUCUUCGUGAGUAUGAUGUGCCCUACCAUGUUCGAUUUGCUAUCGACAAUGAUGUACGUUGUGGCCAAUGGUAUGAUGUCAGUGUAUCAAGUACUGGCGUUAUGCUUGAGAGGAGGACAGAUCUUCUGCAACGUGCUGAAGUUCACGUUUGUGCAUUUGAUAUUGAGACCACAAAGCUUCCGCUGAAAUUUCCUGAUGCUGAAUAUGAUUUAAUUAUGAUGAUUUCUUACAUGAUUGAUGGGCAAGGUUACUUGAUUAUUAACAGAGAGUGUGUUGGUGAGGAUAUAGAGGAUUUGGAAUACACUCCAAAACCUGAAUAUGAAGGAUAUUUCAUGGUGACAAAUGUGAACAAUGAGUUAGAGCUUCUUAGAAAGUGGUUUGACCACAUGCGGGAGGUGAAGCCUGGUAUAUAUGUUACAUACAAUGGUGAUUUUUUUGACUGGCCUUUCCUGGAAAGAAGAGCUACCCAUCAUGGAUUGAAACUGAUUGAUGAGGUUGGAUUUCAAUGUAACAAGAAUCAAGGGGAGUGUCGUGCUAAAUUUGCUUGUCAUCUUGAUUGCUUUGCGUGGGUGAAACGAGAUAGUUAUCUCCCUCAAGGGAGCCAAGGCCUCAAGGCUGUUACGAAGGCAAAGUUGGGCUAUGAUCCUUUGGAAGUGAAUCCUGAAGAUAUGGUUCGUUUUGCCAAGGAAAAACCUCAGAUGAUGGCCUCCUAUUCUGUUUCUGAUGCUGUUUCAACUUACUACCUGUAUAUGACCUAUGUUCAUCCCUUCAUUUUUUCUCUUGCAACUAUUAUUCCAAUGUCACCAGAUGAGGUUUUGCGCAAGGGUAGUGGAACCCUUUGCGAAAUGCUUCUGAUGGUCCAGGCUUACAAGGCAAAUGUUAUCUGUCCUAACAAGCACCAAUCUGAGCCUGAAAAGUUUUAUGGCAAUCACCUUCUUGAAAGUGAGACCUAUAUAGGUGGUCAUGUGGAAUGCCUUGAAUGCGGUGUUUUUAGAUCUGAUCUCCCUGCUAGUUUUAAGCUUGACCCAUCUGGCUAUGAGCAACUGAUUAAUAACCUUGAUCGAGAUCUACAAUAUUCCAUAACAGUAGAGGGUAAGAUGGAGUUGGAAUCAGUGUCCAAUUAUGAUGAAGUGAAGAAUGCUAUUCUGGAAAAGCUUGUGAGGUUACGAGAUGAGCCCAUACGUGAAGAAUGCCCCCUCAUUUAUCACCUGGACGUGGCUGCUAUGUAUCCAAACAUUAUUUUAACAAACAGACUUCAGCCACCAUCAAUAGUUACAGAUGAGGUUUGCACUGCUUGUGAUUUCAAUCGGCCAGGCAAAACCUGUCUUCGGAAGCUUGAAUGGGUUUGGCGUGGAGAAAUGUUCAUGGCAAAGAAAAGUGACUACUAUCACUUGAAGAAGCAAAUUGAGUCUGAAUUUGUUUCUUCAAAAUCAUUUCUUGACCUACCUAAGAUGGAGCAACAAACAAGACUCAAAGAUCGUUUGAAAAAAUACUGUCAAAAGGCAUAUAAACGUGUACUGGAGAAGCCAGUCACGGAAGUUCGGGAAGCUGGAAUUUGCAUGAGGGAAAACUCAUUCUAUGUUGACACUGUUCGGAGCUUCCGGGAUAGAAGAUAUGAAUACAAAGGUCUUAAUAAGGUCUGGAAGGGGAGGUUGUCUGAAGCCAAAGCUAGCGGAAAUUCAAUAAAAAUCCAGGAAGCACAAGAUAUGGUAGUGCUUUAUGAUUCACUACAACUUGCUCAUAAGUGUAUUCUCAAUUCCUUUUAUGGAUAUGUCAUGCGCAAGGGUGCGAGAUGGUACUCGAUGGAAAUGGCUGGGGUGGUUACGUACACUGGAGCAAAAAUUAUUCAGAAUGCUCGCUUACUGGUUGAAAGGAUUGGAAAACCACUUGAGUUAGAUACAGAUGGUAUUUGGUGUGCACUUCCUGGAUCUUUCCCAGAGAACUUUACUUUCAAGACAAUAGACUUGAAAAAGAAGCUGACUAUUUCCUAUCCAUGUGUCAUGCUUAAUGUUGAUGUGGCAAGAAACAAUACAAAUGAUCAAUACCAGACUCUCUCAGAUCCUAUAAGGAAGACGUAUACAACUCAUAGUGAAUGCUCAAUUGAGUUUGAAGUGGAUGGACCAUACAAGGCAAUGAUUCUUCCUGCUUCUAAGGAAGAAGGAGUCUUGCUUAAGAAGAGAUAUGCUGUUUUUAAUCAUGAUGGAACCCUUGCUGAACUUAAGGGUUUCGAGAUCAAGCGUAGAGGCGAGCUGAAGCUCAUAAAAGUUUUCCAGGCUGAACUUUUUGACAAAUUUCUCCAUGGGAAAACUAUAGAGGAAUGCUAUUCAGUCGUUGCUUCUGUCGCCAACCGAUGGCUUGAUCUUCUUGAUAAUCAAGGAAGGGAUAUUGCUGACAGUGAGUUGCUCGAUUACAUAUCAGAAUCAAGCACCAUGAGCAAGUCUUUGGCAGACUAUGGGGAGCAAAAGUCCUGUGCAGUGACAACUGCAAGACGUCUUGCUGAUUUUCUUGGUGAUACAAUGGUCAAAGACAAAGGACUGCGUUGCCAGUUUAUAGUUGCAUGUGAACCGAAGGGAACACCUGUGAGCGAGCGUGCUGUUCCUGUUGCAAUUUUUGAAACAGAUGCUGAAAUUAUGAAGUUCUAUGUACGGAAGUGGUGCAAGAUCUCAUCAGAUGUUGGCAUUCGGUCCAUUAUUGAUUGGUCCUAUUACAAGCAACGACUUAGUUCAGCAAUUCAGAAAAUUAUAACAAUUCCAGCUGCAAUGCAAAAGAUUGCAAAUCCGGUCCCUAGAGUGGCUCAUCCUGAUUGGUUGCAUAAGAAGGUUCGUGAGAAGGAGGACAAAUUUCGCCAACAAAAAUUAGCUGAUAUGAUCAGUUCUUUGAAGAGGAAUGAUUUGUUGAAAAGGAAUAGUGAUACGGUUGGAGGUAAUAAUGUGAUGGAUGAAGAGAUUGUUAGAGAUUUUGAAGACUUUCAAAAUAGUAAGAAUUCUGCAAAUGGACCACGACCAAUUUUACGGUGCUUUGAAGUCAAUAAGAAGAAAAAUUCUGUCAGGACAAUUGAGAGAGUAAUUUCACCACUAGAACAAACUGAUGAUGGUGAAAAGGUGAAUAAUGCUGUCUCUUCUGAUAGUGUGGACAGAAAUGUGGAUUAUCAGGGAUGGCUUGAAAUAAAGAAGAGAAAGUGGAAAAAUAAUCUGGACAAGAGGAAGAGGCAGAGAUUGGGCAAUACGACUUCUCUGCAUCAUUCUAAGGGUAUUUCUAAGUUGCUCAGUGAUGCAACAAAUCAUAAAGAAGCCCAGGGCAGAACAGGUGUUAAUUCAUAUUUUAGGGGGCAUGAAGCAGCCCUAACAUGCUGCCACUGGCAGAUAAUACAAUUUGUUCCAACUUCUCAAAGUGGCCAAUUUUUUGCUUGGGUUGUUGUGGAAGGAAUCAUGCUUAAGAUUCCUUUAACUGUUCCUCGAGUAUUUUACCUCAAUUCUAAAGCUCCAUUAGAAGAAAAAUUUCCAGGAAAGUCUGCCAACAAGAUACUCCCUCACGGAAGGCAGGCUUAUAAUCUAUAUGAGGCCAUAAUUGAUGAAGGUCAGUUUAGAGCAGAAAGCAAAAGCCUUACAGCUCUUCUUGCAGAUCCAGAAGUUGAGGGGAUAUAUGAAACAAAGGUGCCAUUGGAGUUUAAUGCAAUUGUUCAAAUUGGGUGUGUCUGUAAGGUGGAAAAAACUGCUAAGAAGCGAAGUAUCCAAGAUAGCUGGGGUCUGAAAGAAUUGCAGAUGAAGACUACUACAGAGUGCUCUUAUCUGGAGCAAUCUUCUUUCUUUUACUUGUAUCAUAGUAUAUCUGAAGGGCGUGCUAUAUUCAUCGUGUAUUUCCCUGCAUCACGAACAAUAGCUGUUGUGGUGGUGAAUCCUUAUCAAAAUAAAGAUUUGUCUCUGUCUUUUCUUGAAAGACAAUUCCAUGAAGCUUGCCAAGUAUUAUCGAUUGAGCCCCCUCCUCGAAAUGAAAUAAUUUUCAGGGUGGACUAUGUUGGGCUUGUCAAGGAUGCUGAAAUGAUGGUGCAAAGAGCAAUAUACGAGCACAGACAUGAACAUAAUGGACCUACAAUUGCUGUCAUCGAAUGCCCUGAUAUUCAAGUGAUGAAGUCAGGAAUAAAAGCUCUACAUGAUUUCCCAUGUGUGAGCGUUCCUUCCAAUGCUCGUGAUUGUCACUAUCAGGCACUUGGUUGGCAGCAAAAUGCUGCAAAAAUUGGAAUGCAACGUUGUGCGGCAUCAUCCCAGUGGUUGAAAGAGAGAAUUUCUCUCUCAAGAUAUGCCCACGUUCCACUGGGGAAUUUUGAGCUAGACUGGCUUAUAUUUACUGCAGAUGUUAUAUUUUCACGCGCAUUACGUGAUCAGCAACAGGUGCUUUGGAUAUCGGAUGAUGGAAUUCCAGACAUUGGAGGCAUUAAUGAAGAAGAGACAUGUUUUGCUGAUGAGGUGCAUCAACCUAUUCUUACGUACCCUGGAGCAUAUAGGAAAGUCACCGUGGAGCUAAAGAUUCAUCAUCUGGCCGUGGAUGCUCUUCUCAAAAGUAACAAAGUCAAUGAAAUGGAAGGAGGGGCUUUGUUAGGAUUUGAGUCAACUAUGAAUUCUGGUGCACAAGCUCCUAAUGAAAAGGAUGGUUUUGAUGAGGCUACCUCAUGUGCACCUGCUUUUCGUGUUCUAAAGCAGUUGAUACAGAGGUGCCUUGCGGAUGCAGUUGCAUCUGGAAAUGUAUAUGCUGAUGCAAUAUUGCAACAUUUGUAUCGAUGGCUUUGCAGCCCCCAGUCAAAACUUCAUGACCCAGCCCUGCACCGCUUACUUCAUAAGAUCAUGAAAAAGAUUUUUGCACUUUUGUUAACCGAGUUUCGUAAAUUGGGUGCCACUAUCAUAUUCGCAAAUUUCUCCAAGGUUAUUAUAGACACGGGAAAAUUUGACCUGUCUGCAGCCAAAGCUUACUGUGAUAGCUUGCUUAAAACUUUGCAAGCUAGAGACCUGUUUGAGUGGAUAGAGCUUGAACCUUUGCAUUUCUGGCAUUCCUUGCUUUUUAUGGAUCAGUAUAACUAUGGUGGAAUCCCAGCCAGAGCUGAUGAAAGUAUGCAUACUGAAUCUCAAGUGGAUAUCAUAUCCAGCUGGAAUAUUGCUGAAUACUUGCCCAAGAAAAUUCAGGAUCAUUUUGUUUUUAUUGUCUCUCAGUUUCUGUAUAUUCCCUGGAAUUAUGCACAAAAGCAAGCUGCUAUUAGAGCAUCUGUGCAGGAUGGCAACUCAUGCACACCAUCGAUUACUGUUGCAGCUGGGGAGAGUUUUGAAUCUCAUUUGGCAGACUAUCUCAAAGGACAGAUCAGUUCAUACUUUACAGAUAAGCUUCUGGGAAUUGUUCGUGAUACUGUUUUUCAUAUGAAGGAAUUAAGUAGAUCUGAAGUUGAACAUAAUGUACCUCUAGGAUUGAGUCGACUUGAUAUUAGUGUCAACAAAGGUGAUGCAGCCCUGGAGUUCAUUAAGCAUGUCUGUGCUGUUCUGGCCCUUGAUCAAAAUGUUCAACAUGAUGUUCUGGUGAUGAGAAAGAAUCUGUUAAAAUAUGUGCAUGUAAAGGAGUUUGCUCCUGAAGCUGAGUUUCGUGAUCUCUGCUCAACCUUCAUCCUACCAAAUGUCAUUUGCAGCUACUGCAAUGACUGUAGAGAUCUGGACUUGUGUCGUGAUUCAGCUCUACUGGCUCAGGAGUGGCGCUGUGCUGUGCCACAAUGUGGGCAACCAUAUGACCGUGAAGUCAUGGAAAAUGCUCUUCUUCAAAUUGUACGCCAAAGAGAACGUCUGUACCAACUACAGGAUUUGGUGUGCCUUAGGUGUAAGCAAGUGAAAGCUGCACAUUUAGCAGAGCAAUGUGCUUGUGCUGGCUCAUAUAGGUGCAAGGAAGAUGUGAGCGAAUUCCACAACAAGAUGCGAAUAUUCUUGAACGUUGCCGUUCAACAGAAAUUUCAACUUCUCCAGGAGUGUACAUCAUGGAUUUUAGAAAUUCGGUAGCUCUUUAUCAAUUUUUUAACGGGGCAACCAGAUUAGUUUUCAAAGGUGCUUGGUAGUGCAUCAACUAUAUUCAAUCAAGUGAUAGAAGCUAUUGCAAUUGUACGACUGCAAAAUUCAAAACUGUGGAAUCAAUAAAUGCCAAGGAUUUAGCUCAUCCAUUUUAUAA